This is a messenger RNA of Asparagus officinalis (garden asparagus), 1405 nucleotides long. RefSeq names its product pentatricopeptide repeat-containing protein At2g15690-like. The record is from RefSeq and is a predicted model, not a curated record. Bases 37 to 1119 code for a protein of 360 amino acids. Gene Ontology annotation, biological process: RNA modification. NCBI's taxonomy places the organism in Eukaryota, Viridiplantae, Streptophyta, Magnoliopsida, Asparagales, Asparagaceae. The transcript has 2 exons. Gene Ontology annotation, molecular function: zinc ion binding; protein binding; RNA binding.
CCCGUUGAUCAUCUCGCCCUCGCUCGUGACGGCAAGAUGAAAGACGUUCUGUACUACAUCAACCAAGGCUACGUACGACCUGAUGCUGCAACUUUCUCUGACUUAAUCACCUUCUGCGCUGAUCCGAAGCAGCUCGAAGAUCUUAGAAAGAUUCAGGACUUCUUCGUGCGGUCACAGUUUCGAUCCGAUAUUGAACUCAACCACAAGCUCAUUGAGAUGUUUGCAAAAUGUGGUAGCAUGAGCGAUGCCCGCCGGGUGUUUGAUAGAAUGCCCAACCGAAAUAUUGACUCCUGGCACCUCAUGAUGUAUGUUUGCGCGGCAAAUAAUCAAGGGGAUGAUGGGUUGCAGUUGUUUGAGCAGAUGAGGAAGUUGGGGAUUCAGCCGAACUCGGAGACAUUUUUAGCUGUUUUAGCUUCCUGUGCUUCCUCUGAGGCUAUUGAAGAAGGGUUGAUUCAUUUGGAUUCGAUGAGUAAGGAGUAUGGAAUAACACCAGGAGUUGAGCAUUAUAUUGGGAUGAUUGAGGUUUUAGGGAAAUCGGGGCAUUUGAAUGAGGCUGUGGAAUAUAUUGAUAAAUUGCCGUUUGAACCACCAGCAGAUGUUUGGGAGUGUCUGAUGAAUUUGGCACGAUCACAUGGGAUUGUUGAACUUGAAGACUGGGCUGAAGAGAUUUUAUUGUCUAUGGACCCAUCAAAGGCUCCUGCUAAGAAGAAGGUUCCUACUCCGAAGGCUGUGAGAAGGUUUGGGAUUAAUCACAUGCUCGAUGGGAAGAAUAAGUUGGUGGAGUAUAGGAUUCCUCAGAGUAUUGAUAGGUCAAUAAUUCCUAAAGUGAAGGAACGAGGAUAUGUUCCUGAUACUAGAUAUGUGCUGCAUGAUAUUGAUCAGGAGGCAAAGGAGCAGGCUUUGAUGUAUCAUAGUGAAAGGUUGGCAAUUGCUUACGGGCUGAUUAGUACACCGGCCAGGACUCCGUUGAGGAUUAUUAAGAACCUUCGUGUCUGUGGAGAUUGUCACAAUGCGAUCAAGAUUAUGUCAAAGAUUGUUGGGAGGGAGCUUAUUGUGAGAGAUAAUAAGAGGUUUCAUCAUUUCAAGGAUGGGAAAUGCUCAUGUGGAGAUUACUGGUGAAGAUUCCAUCCUUUGGUUAUGGCAGCAGAUGCUAUACUUGAAUACUUCUGAUAGAACAAAUCAAGCGAUAGCCUCUAAUUGGUCUCGGUAUUUGGGCUGCAUCUUGUUCUUAUAUGUCAUUUACAUAUGGCUUCCCAAGCUUUUUUCUGUCUUUGUAUAAUUGUAUAAUUUGAUGGGUGGAACAAUCUUUCUUUUUUUUAAUAGUGAUUCCCGGUGUUGUUUUGACGUUUUGUAUUUGAAGUCUAUGCGCUAGGAGAUUGUGAGGAAGGACUUAAUAUUGAUUUCC